AUGAUUGAAAUGGUUCAUUGUCUCUGGAAACGGUCACCACUUUUAGCACAAGUGGGACGGAUACGAGUUCGGCUGUACGGAACGAUAAAGGAGAAUAGUUUGAUAACAGUGAAGUCAUGUAAAUUGCUUAGAAAUAGUACGUUCCCAGAAUAUGUUGGAUCGCCACAUUCCAAGUUACAUGGAAUGAUUUGGCGUCAACCCUUGCAAAAUGUGUAUGUGGUUAAAAAACCGUGGAAUGACGAUGUAAGACAAGCAAUGUAUCAAUUCAUACGACACUUGCAUGAUCAAUAUCCUGCUGUGAAUGUGAUUGUUAGUGAGGAUGUCGUGGAUGAAUUGAUUGACGAGACUCAGGAACAAGGAAUUAGGAUAUCAGAACUGGGUCCGGGUUCUGGUCCGAGUCCGGGCCUGGAUGUAGCAGGAGCUACAGAAACUCAUACUAAACCACUGAAGGGUAAGAUAACCCUUUACACUGGGAGUGUCGAAGAUGUUGUCAAUAAGACCGAUGUAAUAGUGACUCUUGGGGGUGAUGGGACCAUUCUAAGGGCCGUCAGUACAUUUCUGAAUGCAUGUGUGCCACCAGUACUUAGUUUUGCCUUGGGGACCCUUGGGUUUCUUCUUCCGUUUGAUUUCAGUAAAUUUGCAACAACUUUUAAAAUGGUAUAUGAAUCAAGAGCUAAAGUGCUUCAUAGAAGUAGAUUAGAGUGUCAUGUUGUUCGUAAAGUGCCAGAAAUGAGCGAUUCGGAGUCUUCACUUAAGAAGAAACAAAUCCAACAAUGGAAAAGACAACAAGAAAACCAUUCAUUAUCCAUGGUUCAUGCUAUGAAUGACAUUGUUUUACAUCGUGGUGGGCAGCCAAACUUGUCCUCGAUGGAUAUUUUCAUUGACAAUACUCAUUUAACUACUACUACAGCUGAUGGGUUGGUAUUUGCCACCCCUACCGGUUCUACUGCAUAUUCGCUUUCCUCGGGAGGGUCCAUUGUUCACCCAUUAGUUCAAUGUAUAUUAUUGUCACCCAUUUGUCCUAGAUCAUUAUCUUUCCGACCAUUAAUAUUACCAUCUAUCUCACAUGUUAUGAUUAAAAUGCUGGAAAAAAAUCGCAACACUUCAAUUAAAUUAAGUAUUGAUGGUAUACCACAACAGGAUUUACAUCCAGGCGAUGAAAUCCAUGUUGUUAGUGAAAAUGGAACGAUUUAUCCACAAGGGAAUUAUGCACACUUACCGGCAGGGAUUCCCACAGUUAAAAAUAAUGAAAAUAUGAAGCCAGUGCCCGAUACAAAGGCUCUGCAUCAUAAGGGUAUUUGGUGUGUUGCAAGAAGUGAAACUGAUUGGACUUCAGAUAUAAAUGAAUUACUUGGGUUUAAUAGUUCUUUUAAGCAAAACAGUAGAAAAGAGUGA
This is a messenger RNA of [Candida] anglica, 1395 nucleotides long. The record is from the annotation of a GenBank genome assembly. NCBI's taxonomy places the organism in Eukaryota, Fungi, Ascomycota, Pichiomycetes, Serinales, Debaryomycetaceae.